Molecule: messenger RNA, 5263 nt
Organism: Centropristis striata (black sea bass)
Lineage: Eukaryota; Metazoa; Chordata; Actinopteri; Perciformes; Serranidae
Gene: pik3r1
Product: phosphoinositide-3-kinase, regulatory subunit 1 (alpha)
Exons: 15
Coding region: 501-2687 (728 amino acids)
Biological process (GO): insulin receptor signaling pathway; phosphatidylinositol phosphate biosynthetic process
Cellular component (GO): phosphatidylinositol 3-kinase complex
Molecular function (GO): 1-phosphatidylinositol-3-kinase regulator activity; protein binding
Source: RefSeq, a predicted model, not a curated record
UUGUUCAGGACGGAGGAGCCGUGCCGUUAUGUCGACCAGCCGUCGUUGUAACAGUUUGUAGUGCCCGUUAAACCGGAUUUAAACGCCAGUGGAUUUUUUUUGUUUUUAAUCGUGCUAGUAAAGGAUCUGUUUAGAUUCGCGUUUUGUUCGCAGCUGUGAAGUUUAACGAAGUAGAAGAGGUUUCGGUGGAUCCAUGCAGACUCGGUCUGGAUAGCAUUCUCAAGAUCGCAGCUGCAGGCCAUUUACUGAUGGGUACAUACUGUGAGGCGACACACCAACAGACCUGCAAAUCACUCGGAAGAGACAGAAACUGUAAAAGAAUGAAGACGAGCUAGAUAGAGUUGUCUUCUAAGAACUGCAGAAGGUGUUCUUGGCAGUAUACACAUACAGUUAUUUGAACUAGCAAAUGUGUACCUGGACUUGACACAUAAUCAGAGAAACCUGAAAAGUAACUUUGGUUUGAGUUUUCGAAAGAACACAAAAGUGACAAAGUGAUCAAUAUGAGUGCUGAAGGAUAUCAGUACAGAGCGCUUUAUGACUAUAAGAAGGAGAGGGAGGAGGACAUCGAUCUGCAUGUGGGGGAUAUACUGUUGGUAAGCAAAGGAGCUCUGGUGGCUCUCGGGUACACUGACGGACUGGAACAGAGGCCAGAUGAGAUUGGCUGGCUGCCAGGCUUCAAUGAAACCACUCAGGAAAAAGGGGACUUCCCUGGGACAUAUGUCGAGUUCAUCGCGAAGAAGUGGAUCUCUCCUCCCACACCCAAGCCAAGGCCCCUCAGACCCUUACCUGUAGCUCCAGGUGUCUUCAGGGGGGAGACAGACUCCGACUCAGAGCAAGGCUGGUGUCUGCUGGACUUGACAGAGCAGUUUUCACUUCCAGAGACCAGUCCGCCCCUGAUGGCCAGACUGCUGGAGGCUAUUGAGAGGAAAGGUCUGGAUAACCCCACUUUAUAUCGAACAUUUACUGCUGGUGGUGGACUUGAAGUCAGACAGUACUUUGAUUGUGAUCCCCCCUCAGGAGACCUGGAUCAGUUGGAACUUCCAAUCCUGUGUGAUGGUCUGCGCAGGUACCUGCAGGAUCUUCCUCAGCCGAUCGUCCCCACUGCAAUAUGUGCUCAGUUGGUUCACACUGCCAAAGAGGUGACAAAUCCGGAGGAAUGUGCCCAGCUGCUGCGUCGCAUCGCCAGCACCCCAAGCCUGCCUCCCCAAUACUGGCUAACCCUCCACUGUCUGCUCAGGCAUUUCUCUAGAGUGUGCCAAAACAGCUCCAAGAACCUGCUCAGUGCCAGGGCCCUGGGCGAGAUCUUCAGCCCUGUGUUUUUCAGACAACAGGCCACCAGCUGUGAACCCAGCUUGGAUGCUCACAUCAAGAUCAUUGAGGUUCUGGUGACCAGCGAAUGGAGUGAAAGUCAGGCAGCUCCUGCUCUACCUCCAAAGCCACCCAAGCCCACAUCUGUGACUAACAACGGUAUGAACAACAACAUGGCGCUACAAGACGCUGAAUGGUACUGGGGAGACAUCUCGAGGGAGGAGGUCAACGAGAAACUGAGGGACACGGCCGACGGUACGUUUUUGGUGCGAGACGCCUCGACGAAAAUGCACGGAGACUACACUCUAACUCUGAGGAAAGGAGGAAACAACAAACUGAUCAAGAUAUUCCAUCGGGAUGGGAAGUACGGCUUCUCGGACCCACUGACCUUCAGCUCAGUUGUCGAGCUCAUCAACCACUAUCGCAACGAGUCAUUGGCUCAGUACAACCCCAAGCUAGACGUCAAGCUGCUGUACCCCGUCUCCAAACACCAGCAGGAUCAGGUGGUGAAAGAAGACAACAUUGAAGCUGUGGGGAGGAAGCUCUGCGAGUACCACCAGCAGUAUCAGGAGAAGAACAAAGAGUACGACCGUUUGUACGAAGAAUACACCAGAACAUCACAAGAAAUCCAAAUGAAAAGGACAGCUAUCGAGGCUUUCAACGAAACUAUAAAGAUAUUUGAGGAGCAAUGCCAAACACAAGAGCGGUACAGCAAGGAAUAUAUCGAGAAGUUCAGGAGAGAAGGCAACGACAAGGAGAUCCAGAGGAUUAUGGGCAACUACGAGAAGUUGAAGUCCCGGAUUAGUGAAAUCGUAGACAGCAAGCGCAGACUGGAGGAGGAUCUGAAGAAGCAGGCGGCAGACUACAGAGAGAUCGACAAGAGGAUGAACAGCAUCAAGCCAGACCUCAUCCAGCUCCGCAAGACCAGAGACCAGUAUCUCAUGUGGCUCACCCAGAAAGGAGUCAGACAGAAGAAACUCAACGAGUGGCUCGGCAUCAAGAACGAGAACACAGAAGAUCAAUAUUCUAUGGUGGAUGAUGAUGAAGACCUUCCUCAUCAUGACGAGCGUUCCUGGAAGCUGGGCAACAUCAACCGACUACAGGCGGAGGCUCUCCUCCAGGGCAAGAGAGACGGAACAUUCCUGGUUCGAGACAGCAGCAAAGCGGGAUGCUACGCCUGCAGCGUUGUUGUGGACGGUGAGGUGAAGCACUGCGUCAUCAACAAGACCCCCUCAGGUUUCGGCUUCGCCGAGCCCUACAACCUGUACAGCUCACUGAAAGAACUCGUACUUCACUACCAGCACACGUCUUUGGUCCAGCACAAUGACUCUCUGAAUGUGACGCUAGCGUACCCGGUGUACACCCAGCAGAGACGGUGAGGACCCGGAUGUUUCCACAUGGACACAAAGAGAAAAGGCCUCAUGGAGAGUUGGAGAUAUAUACAUGUCCUCGGACUCCAUGAUUUUUUUUUGUUUUAAAGAAAAAGAGGCUCUGUUUGCGGAACUCAGACUUGAAGCUGGAGAAAACAACGCAAUAAAGCCUGAAACAUUUCAGUGACUUUGCCCGACCACGAGCCCAAGGCGAGUCUGAAUGUAGAUUUUAUUUCUUUAUUGCUUUUUGCGGGAGCACAGAAUCAAGCAGAAAACUGCUUAACUCUCCUGCAGCAGAGGACAUUUGAGGCCUUUUCCUAAUGGUGCUUGUUCUUUUUCAAAGCUUUACCAGCCGGGAAUGUCUAAUCGCAACAGAUGAACUCUUCAAAUGGAACUGAACUCACCGGCCACAACUUCAUGUUUCCACUUUUUUUUUUUUCCUUUCACGUCAUCUUUGUGUGUGUGUCUGUGUUUCUGCACAAGUGUUUGUGUGUAAGUGGCUGUGAGUGAGUGAGUGAGUGUGUGUGAUUGUCCAUGUGACCAAAACUCAUAGAAUCAGGAAAAUGUGUGACGUUCGGUGGGGCUGUGUAACACAUUUGCUUGUGUUGACCGUUCAGUAGCAGACCACGGAUCAGCUGAUAAAUGUAGCAAAAUGGCACUUUUAAAGCAAAGUUUAAUUUUUUGAGAAAGACUCCUAUGGACUUUUAAAGAGAAGCGCAGAGAGGACGAGAAUCCUGCCGCCUUCUUACUGUCGAGCAUUAUAGAGCAGAAGCAAACUUGAUCUUAACUGUGGGCAGGUGAAACUAUGAAUGGACUCACUAUUUCAUGUACAUAUGUGAAAACGUGCAAAGUCAUGAAUCAAAGUGCACCAUACCAAAAAGGAUCAGUUCCUGUUUAGUCAUAUUCUGAUCUGCUAUGCAAUUCUUUCUCCAUUAUUUCUUCAGAAUUGUGUUUUAUUCUGUUGCAACCCACGAUAUAAGCUUGUUUUAUUGCUUGAAAAGUAUCUUUUCCUGUGUAAAUAUCCAAGAGGAUAUUUUGUGUCAAAAUGCCAAGAUACAGUAAAAAAAGAAACUGCUUAUGAUUUUUUUAAAAAGAUGAUAAUAAUAGCAACAUACACUUUAUUAUGAAUUACUUCAACAACUGGUAUAAAGAUGGAAAAGAUGAGUAUUUUAAUAGUCUUUUUUUUUCGCUUCAAACUAAUGUUCUUCUCAGGCAGAGCCUUUUGAGUAUUUGAGCUGCUUCAGUCACAAGUACUAUUUCUUACAGAGCUACAUGCAGUUCUUUGUUGAGACGGACAAAGAAAGCACUCAGAGAACAGGAUGAUGGGAUUGUACAACCCUUCUUACUCAUCACCACGAAAAAACAACAGUAUAGAUUUAUUUUGUUAUAAAAUAUAUAUGUUCCCACAUGAGAAUAUAUUAAAGCAGACUGGUGUUUUCAGCCAUUGGAUAUUGUUAUUAAAAGAUCAAUAUACAUUGUCCACUUAGUAUUUUUCUGUAUCAGAAAAUCACUGUGUUUACAUGGGUGGAUCAGCUCAUUUCAGAUAGUCUUUAAUUUCAUAUUUCAGAAAAGGACAAAAUGUGCCAGUGGAAUCCUUGACAGAGAGAAAUUAGCCACAGCUCAACUGCUUUUUCUUUCCACAUUAUCUUUAUUCUAGCUUUUUAAAAAUCCAAGUGAUCGGUACGUCUGUAAACCCAGUGGACUGGUAAUAUAUAGAUUUUUUUUUUUUUUAAUGAAGUCACCAGAACUACCAAAUUGUCACCCUUGACACGUCUAACAAAUGUGAAAACGUACAAUUUAAAGACAAAAUGUCAUAAUCAUAUAUAUUUUGCGAUCACACAUAGAUGUGAUAUUUUUAUCCCCCAACCUAAAAUGUACUCAUGCUCAGCACAGCUGUCAAUUUAAACUGUUUAUAAUAUAUAUUUGUGUAACAAAUUAGUUGUAAAAACAAUAAAAAUAAAAAACCUUAACCUAAUGUAAUGUUGAUUAUUGCUUAUCAAAUUUGACUCUUUGGCACAGAAAAAGAGAAGCCUCCACUUGUGUCACUUCCUGUCAAAAUGAAAUGAAAACAAAUUAAGAAAUUUGUCAGCAUGGAAACAUUUUAUAAUUUUGUUCGAUGCAUAUUAUUCUCCCCUCAUGGCAGAACUGUUGUACAGCUUGACCAAGCUACUAAAAUUUGUUUUAGAUGUAACUGCCCAGAUUGCUCAUCCAAGAUUAAAUUGUUAGCACAUUGGUAGUAACUGUCAUUUAUUCUAGGUUUUAUUGGUUCUCUAAAGACAUUUAUUUUACUAGAAAAUGUUAUUUUCCUCCCCAACAGCUGCUGGCAUGAACUUUUUGUUUCUUAUUCUCAAAGCUAUUUUCUUUUUUUUAAUAGUUCUUGGACAAAAUGCACCGAUAUUUUCUUUGCCCCAAUUCUGGGUUGUAUGAUUACUUUAGGUGUCUUUUUUUAUUUGAAGCUCAUCUUUAUGUGGUUGUCCCAGACAUGAUGAUUGGAUUGAGAUUUACCAGUGUUCCCCAAGUUUUGCUUCAAAUCUGUAUUGGGCUUUGUUCAAAAGGAAAUAAAACACUUCUUAUAAAGAAAAAUC